This is a messenger RNA of Athene cunicularia (burrowing owl), 2688 nucleotides long. RefSeq names its product solute carrier family 22 member 2-like. The transcript is spliced from 11 exons. The record is from RefSeq and is a predicted model, not a curated record. Gene Ontology annotation, biological process: transmembrane transport. The coding region runs from base 990 to 2654 and encodes 554 amino acids. NCBI's taxonomy places the organism in Eukaryota, Metazoa, Chordata, Aves, Strigiformes, Strigidae. Gene Ontology annotation, cellular component: membrane.
AUUUGGCCUGAUGGAAACUCCUGCAGUUGGCCUCAGCCCAUUGCUUCAGCCUGUCCAGGUGUUUCUGUAGAGUGAUCAACAGAGUGGUCCAUCUUUUAAAUGUCAUCUUCACUUUUCUUUCUGAUGGAAGCAGCUCUUGUCAGCCAAAGGUGUUGGAGUAGCAAGUGUCUAUCCAUAGACAGCAUGAAGUAUUAUUGGAGCCUGAGAUAAUUGGCUCUUUUUGGGCUUGCUUCACAAUGCGUUCUACCUAAGGCCUUACAGGUCACCUACGGUAAGAAAGAGCUGUUUUGGCUGUGUGUAUUUUAUAUUAUGGCUUUCCAAAGUUAUUCCCAGUGUGUAAUUCCUUAGUGAAUGCUUUUAACUUUUGUAUCACUGCAAAAAUGUGGUCAGGUGAAAACUGUGUUCCCUGAUGUAGGUGGGAGAGGUUUUCCUUGGAAAUAGAGGAGUGUGGAAAGUGAGGGUGGCUGCAGGGGUGAGACAUACAUGAUACUGGAGUGUGCGGAAGAGCUGUUCUUUUACCAUUAUAUGGCUCAAUGCAAAGACACUUCUGUUUCACGGUGUACUUACCUAUUCUUUAUAGAACCUGGCUGAUCAGCCUUGUUCGCAUGUAGUGCCCAACAACUGCUACACUAAACUUUUCAUUUGUUUGCAUGUUGGUGGAAUUUUUCAUCUAUGCUUGCUCCUUAAAAUGUGUCUUUGAGGAGCUGAUUUGGCUAAUAUAAAAAACCCCUAAAGUGGCUCUUCUGGAGAAAAGCAACAUACGUGCUCUGAUUAGGGGUUAAAUGCAAAUUCUUCUUGGGUGAAUAAAGGUCUGAUUUGAAAUGAAACCUAAAAAAUAAAGCUUGCAACAUGUAGUUUAAUAAUUUAUGGAGUUAGUCUUGACUUUUGGUCAAAUGUCUUUGUUACUUAAAUAGCUUUGCUGCCAACUAAAUAUAUCAGUGCUUCAGAGAAGACCUAGAUGAGGUUUUUGGGCUGGUUUUGAUGCCAAAAUGCCAACACUAGAUGACAUUUUGGAGAAUGUUGGAGAAUUUGACAGGUUCCAGAAGCAAACCUUCUUUGUCUUGUGUUUGCUUUCUGCUGCCUUCACCCCGGUGUAUGUGGGAGUUGUCUUCUUCGGGUUCAUCCCCGAGCAUCGCUGCUUCAGUCCCGGCGUGGCUGAGCUGAGCCAGCGGUGUGGCUGGAGUCUGGAGGAGCAGCUGAAUUACACGGUUCCCGAGUGGGGUGGCCAUGGGGCCGGUUUCAGCAGCCGCUGCAGGAGGUAUGAGGUGGACUGGAACACGACGGGUGUCAGCUGCACCAACCCCCUCGGCAGCUUCAUGGGCAACUGGAGCGCCGUCCCCCUUGGUCCCUGCCGGGAUGGAUGGGUCUACGACACCCCAGGGACAUCUCUCGUGACCGAGUUUAACCUGGUGUGUGAAGACUCCUGGAAGCUGGACCUCUUUCAGUCUUCUGUGAAUGCUGGAUUUUUUAUUGGCUCCAUAAACAUUGGCUACAUAGCAGACAGGUUUGGCCGUAAAUUUUGCCUCUUAAAUACAAUUCUUGCAAACGUUGUCUGUGGAAUCCUUCUGGUCUUUGUGCCCACUUAUCUAUGGAUAGUCAUCCUCCGCUUCUUGCAAGGGCUGGUCAGCAAGGGCUGCUGGACUGCAGGCUACAUCCUGGUGACAGAAGUCGUUGGUCCAAAGUACCGGAGGACAGUGGGCAUCCUCUACCAGACGGCCUUCUCCGUUGGGCUCCUCAUCUUUGAUGCCAUCGCUUACGCCAUCCCUCACUGGCGGUGGCUGCAGCUCACUGUCACCCUGCCCAGUUGCUUCUUCCUGCUCUACUACUGGUGCCUCCCAGAGUCUCCCAGGUGGCUGAUAUCUCAAGGAAAAAAUGACAAAGCUAUGAAAAUUGUCAGUAAUAUAGCUAAAAAGAAUCGGAAAAAGAUGCCUUCCCAUUUUGAGGAUAUUAAAUUUGAAGAGGAAUAUGGUGGAAAGCAGAGUCCUUCACUCAUUGACCUUCUCAGGACACCACAAAUGAGAAAAAACACAUUCAUUUUGAUGUACAACUGGUUCACAAGCUCUGUCCUCUACCAGGGGCUCAUCAUGCACAUGGGACUAGCUGCUGGGAACAUGUAUCUGGAUUUCCUCUAUUCUGCACUUGUUGAAUUUCCAGCUGCCUUCAUCAUCAUUGUCACCAUCGACCGUGUCGGGCGGCGCUACCCCUGGGCUGCAUCAAACCUGGUGGCUGGGGCUGCCUGCCUUGUCACAGCCCUGAUCCCAGAGGAUAUACAUUGGCUAAAAGUGAUUGCUGCUUGCAUCGGGAGAAUGGGAAUCACAAUGGCUUUUGAAAUGGUUUGCUUUGUAAACACUGAACUGUAUCCAACAUACAUCAGGAACCUUGGGGUGAUGGUCUGCUCAUCCUUGUGUGAUAUUGGUGGAGUCAUUGUCCCAUUCAUUGUCUACAGACUGGUGGAAGUCUGGCAUGAUCUGCCACUGAUAGUCUUCUCUGUUCUUGGUUUGAUUGCGGGUGGAUUGGUGUUGCUUCUACCUGAAACUAAAGGGCGAGUUUUGCCUGAGACUGUUGAAGAUGUUGAAAACUUUCACAGGCAAAGUGCUCCAAAGGCCAAAAAAAUCUAUCUCCACGUCCAGACAUCAGAAGUAGCACAUGACUGAAGAAGGCAUAACUCUUACUGGACAGUCUGUUUUA